Pochonia chlamydosporia 170 is the source of this 1683-nucleotide messenger RNA. Its product is annotated as siroheme synthase. NCBI's taxonomy places the organism in Eukaryota, Fungi, Ascomycota, Sordariomycetes, Hypocreales, Clavicipitaceae. Gene Ontology annotation, biological process: siroheme biosynthetic process; sulfate assimilation. The coding region runs from base 1 to 1683 and encodes 560 amino acids. Gene Ontology annotation, molecular function: uroporphyrin-III C-methyltransferase activity. The record is from RefSeq and is a predicted model, not a curated record. The transcript has a single exon.
AUGGCCAACUCCAUGCUCGCAGGCCUCAACUGCACCAACAACAUCCAUCUCAUCAUCGGCACCAACCCACUCGCCUCAGCGCGCUGCACGCAAUCCCUCUCUGCGGGCGCUCAUCCCAUCCUCAUCGCCCCAUCCACAAACGACCUACACUACAACCUACAAACCAAAAUCGACGAGGGCCUGCUAAAAUGGCACCAAAAGACCUUUGAGGACUCCGACCUAUUCACCCUCGGCAGACAAGAGGUCAAUUACACCGUCGACGCCGUAUUCGUCACAUCAGGUCCGCGUGAUGCACUCGCAGCUCACAUCUCAGAGGUGUGCAGGAGGAACCGCAUCGCCGUGAAUGUCGUCGACGCACCGCACCUAUGUACAUUCAGCCUCCUGUCCACGCACACAGAUGGACCGCUGCAAAUUGGCGUGACGACAAACGGGCGGGGAUGUAAACUUGCUUCCAGGAUACGAAGGGAGAUCGCAUCGUCGCUGCCGUCAGGGCUGGGUGUAGCAUGCUCAAGACUAGGGGACGUGCGGAAGAGGAUACAGGAAGACGACUACAUAUCGCCAGGGGAUCUGGACGACUCGCUAGAUCAGGGGGCACUGUUCAACAAACUCGUCAAGGAAGAUGAGGCACGUAACCGACGAACACGAUGGCUAAGCCAAAUGUGCGAAUACUGGCCCCUGAACCGCCUCGCAUCCAUCACGGACGAAGACGUGGAAAAGCUUCUCCUCGCAUACCCAGGCCACAAUGCCUCAUCGCCACUCCAGCCCUCCCCCUCCACGCCCACCAAAAAGGGGAGAGUCAUCCUCGCCGGCUCAGGACCAGGACACCCUUCCCUCCUCACAAACGCAACCCUCAACGCCAUCCAGACUGCCGACCUCAUCCUCGCCGAUAAACUCGUCCCCUCGGGCGUGCUGGACCUCAUCCCGCGCCGCACUCCCGUCCAAAUCGCACGCAAGUUCCCUGGAAACGCAGACAAAGCGCAACAAGAGCUCCUCGAAUCGGCUCUCUCCGCCGUGCAGUCCGGCAAAACGGUCCUGCGCCUCAAGCAAGGCGAUCCAUUCAUAUACGGCCGCGGCGGCGAAGAAGUCUCCUUCUUCAAAAGCCACAGUCUAGGAGAUAGGGUGACGGUUCUGCCGGGCGUAACGAGUGCGCUGAGUGCGCCUCUCUUCGCUGGCAUACCCGCCACGCAGCGCGACGUUUCCGACCAAGUGCUCAUCUGCACGGGGACCGGGAAGAAGGGCAAGCCGCCCACGCCGCCAGAGUACGUCGCCAGUCGGACGGUGGUGUUUCUCAUGGCGCUACACCGUAUCACGGGCUUGGUUUCCGAGCUCACGACGCAUGUCUCGUCCGUGGAGAGACAGGACCUUGAUCCCGCGCAGGUGGAGGCUGAUAAGCAGAGGACCCUGUGGCCGCUGAGGACGCCGUGUGCGGUGAUUGAACGCGCGAGUUGUCCCGAUCAGCGUGUCAUUCGGACAACGCUGCAACAUGUUGCUGAAGCCAUUGAGGCAGAGGGCAGUCGUCCGCCGGGUUUAUUGGUCGUUGGAAAUGCGUGCGAGGUUCUUUUUGAGCGGGAAAAAGGAAGGGCGUGGGUUGUGGAAGAAGGCUUCAGGGGUUUGGAGUCGGAGGCUGAUGAGAAGUUGUUUGUGGGUUUGCAGAAUGCAUUGGGUGCCGUUGGUGAAACGUGA